AAGCAUACACCCUCGACAAGUGGUAGAACAUAAACCAUUUGCUGCAGCAGUGGGCUUUUUCAAUUUUUACCCCCUUGUUUUUCAAAAAUAUUAAAAAAUAAGAAUGCCUGUCCUUCAGGAUUUCAGGGAAGAUGAAAGCGAGGAGGAGGAAGAAGAAAGGGUGUUCCUUAAGCCUGUUAUUGAGGACAGAAACAUGGAACUGGCCAGAAGAUGCACUGAAAAUAUAAGUGAUAUCCACUAUAAAGAAGAGUAUGAAAAAUCUAAAGGCAAGUUCACAUUUGUAUCUGACACCCCUCAGUUAAAACAUGUGAAAAAUAUGAGUGCUUUUAUUUCUGAGACAAAGUACAAAGGAUCUGCUAAAAAAGACCUUUCCAAUUCUCUGUAUAAGCAGAUGCCAGCCACAAUUGACAGUGUGUUUGCAAGAGAAGUUACACAGCUUCAGAGCAAGGUACUCUACAAACAGAAACAUGAUGCUGAAAAAGGGACAUCAGAUUAUGCACAUAUGACAGAGCCCCCAGAUGUUAAGCAUGCUAUGGAAGUCGGUAAACACCAGAGUAAUGUGUCAUAUAAGAAAGAUGUGCAAGAUACACACAGAUACACUGAAGUGCUGAACAGGCCAGACAUAAAGAUGGCAAGCAAGAUAUCAAAGAUAAUAAGCAAUGCUGAAUAUAAGAAACAAAGAGGAGAAAUGAAUAAGGAGACUGCUGUACUCGGAAGACCAGAUUUUGAGCAUGCUAAGGAAGUUUCUCUACUUUUAAGUCAAGUUAAAUACAAAGAGCAAUUCAAUAAGGAAAUGAAGAACCACCAGUAUAACCCUCUUGGCAGUGCUUCUUUCAAGCAAGCACAGAUGGCAUCCAGCUUGGCGAGUGAUGUGAAAUACAAAAAAGAUAUGGUGGAAAGUCUACACAAUCCAGCUUCAGACCUGCCAAACUUGCUAUAUUUAGAGCAUGCUUUAAAUGCCAGCAAAAUGCAUAGUAAUUAUGAAUACAAGAAACUGUUUGAGAAAAGCAAGGGGCACUAUCAUUUUGCCCUGGAUACAAGUGAACAGAUGCAUCACAAAGAAAAUGCUGUGCUCCAAAGUCAGGUUAAGUACAAAGAGGAUUAUGAAAAAUCUAAAGGCAGAUCAAUGAUGGAGUUCACAGAUACGCCAAUUUAUCAAGUUUCAAAAGAAGUUCAAAAGAUUCAGAGUGAGAAAGCGUAUCGCAAAGAUUUUGAAGAAGGGCUUAAAGGAAAGGCAUCACUGGAUUUAGACAAGACCCCAGAAUUCUUGCAUGUACAACAUGUCACCAAUCUUUUGAAAGGGAAAGAGUAUAGAAAAGAUUUGGAAGAAGGGAUGAAAGGAAAAGGACUGACAGUGUUUGAAGAUACUCCGGAUUUGAUUAGAGUGAAAAAUGCAGCCCAGAUACUGAAUGAGAAAGAAUAUAGAAAAGAUCUGGAAAAUGAAAUAAAGGGGAAAGGAAUGACACUGACUCCAGAUAUCCCUGACAUUCAGAGAGCAAAAAGAGCAUCUGAAAUUGUUAGUGAGAAAGAAUACAAGAAAGACCUGGAGACUGAAAUUAAAGGGAGGGGCAUGCAAGUGGGCACAGAUACCCCCGAGAUACAACGGGCCACGAAAGCUUCUGAAAUUGCAAGCCAGAAAGAAUACAAGAAAGACCUAGAGACUGAAAUUAAAGGGAAGGGGAUGCGAGUGGGCACGGAUACCCCUGAGAUACAAAGAGCCAAGAAAGCUUCUAAAAUUGCAAGCCAGAAAGAAUACAAGAAAGAUCUGGAGACUGAAAUUAAAGGGAAGGGGAUGCAAGUGGGCACAGAUACUCCUGAGAUACAACGGGCCAAAAGAGCUUCUGAAAUUGCAAGCCAGAAAAUGUACAAAGAUGAAGCAGGGAAGAUGCUCUGUAACUACUGUACCAUACCAGAUACUCCAGAAAUUGAGAGGAUUAAGAAUACUCAGAAAAACAUCAGUUCAGUGUUUUAUAAGAAGGGAGUAGGCUCUGGCACAGCAGUCAAAGAGACUCCUGAGAUUGAACGAGUAAAGAAAAAUCAGCAGAAUAUUAGUUCAAUAAAAUACAAAGAAGAAAUGAAGCAUGCCACAGCAAUUUCGGAUCCCCCAGAAAUAAGGAGAGUUAAGGAAAACCAGAAGAAUAUUAGCAAUGUUCAGUACAAAGAGCAGCGUUGCAAAGCUACACCGGUGACUGUCACCCCUGAGAUGGAAAGAGUCAAGAAGAAUCAAGAAAUUGUCAGCUUGGUUCACUAUAAAGGGCAGCCUGCCAAAGCUACUUCUGUGAGUGUCACUCCUGAGAUGGAGAGAGUCAAGAAGAAUCAAGACAAUAUCAGCUCGGUCAAGUACAGCAGUGAUCAGAAGCAGAUGAAAGGUAGACCUAGUGUGAUUCUUGACACACCUGAGCUAAGGCAUGUCAGAAAAACACAAAACAACAUCUCAAUGGUGAAAUAUCAUGAAGAUUUUGAGAAGACAAAGGGCAGAGGUUUUACACCAGUGGUGGAUGAUCCUGUGACAGAACGGGUGAGAAAAAACACCCAGGUUGUGAGUGAUGCUGCAUAUAAGGGAGUGCAUCCACAUAUAGUUGAAAUGGAUAGAAGACCAGGAAUAAUUGUUGACCUCAAAGUCUGGCGCACAGAUCCUGGCUCCAUCUUCGACAUUGAUCCUCUGGAAGACAGUAUUCAGUCUAGGAGUCUGCGUAUACUUUCUGAAAAAGCAAGGCGUUAUAAUAAACAGCAUUUCCAUUCCACCAGUACUUUUGGCAUGAGUUUGGGAGAUGAAAAGUCAGAUGGUUCUGAGACAAACCCUAGCCUUUCUUACUGCAGUGAAUUAACAAGGCCAUCUGAUGAAGGAGCCCCUGUGCUUCCUGGAGCAUAUCAACAAAGUCAGUCCCAAGGGUAUGGAUAUAUGCACCAGACCAGUAUGUCAUCUAUGAGGUCAAUGCAUUCUCAGCCACAUUCAGUAGGCUUGAGAACAUACAGAGCUAUGUAUGACUACAGUGCUCAAGAUGAAGAUGAAGUUUCCUUCAGGGAUGGGGACUAUAUCAUCAAUGUGCAACCAAUUGAUGAUGGCUGGAUGUAUGGUACUGUUCAGAGAACUGGGAAAACAGGAAUGCUUCCAGCAAAUUACAUUGAGUAUGUUAACUAAUUUUUGUCCCUAGUCCUUUGAGCUUUAUUCUGAUUUACUCAAAACUUAACCUUUUGAAACAAAAUACUCAGAAGAAACUUUUAAGACCCUAUGUUCAUUACUUUAUCACUAAUAUAACAAUUUGAUGUAAGAAUCACAAUCUGACACACAUAUCCAAACAGUAUAGCUUAUAAUAAUACUUUGUAAGAACAAAAGACAUAUGUGAAAGCCCGGUGCUGCCUAUUAUGUAAAGGUUUCCAUCCCUUAGCUAUAAAGGAGAAAUGUCUUUUUCUGAGAUUCUUGUUUAAACGUAACCAUAACAUGGAUUCUUUUCUUAUGUCACUUUAAGAUCACAAGAGGCUAAUACUUUCAAUUUAGUAAUACAUUCUAAUAAUUUUUAAAGCUGUUUAACAUAGAGCAUUUAAUGUCCCAGUAAAAAUGAUGACUGGAUAAUUCAGCCUUUUAAGUAACAGCAGAUAAUGUGCUGGUAAAAAUCCUACUGCCCAGCAGCCUUACAAGAAACAAAGGUCUGUCUCUUGACAGUGAAAGUUCCCAACUCUCACUUGCCCACACAACCGCACUCAUUCCUGGGUCUUACACUGGCUCUCCUUCAUGACUGUGCCCUUAUCUCCUGUCAGUUUUACUUGCUUCCCAAUCCAUCAGUUUUGAUUGUGCCUUGAUUCAUGGCAAAUCUGUGUUUUCCACAACAUAUUUCCCACUGGCACUGUUCAGAGUGCAGAGCCAAAUUGCCACCUCUUCUGUUUCCCUUAAAUAAUAAUUGAGAGACCAGGUGGGUGAGGUAAUAUGUUUCAAUGGAUCAACUUCUGUUGGUGAGAGAGACAAGCUUUUGAGCUUACACAGAGAUCUUCUUCAAGCUCAAAAGUUUUCUCUCUCUGACAAACAGAAGCUGGUCCAGUGAAAGAUAUUACCUCACCCACCUUGUCUCUCUAAUAUCCUGGGCCUGACAUAGCUACAGCAACACUGCAUACAUUAAAUAAUACUUAACAUUUAGAUAGCAAUGUCCAUCUUCAAAGCACUGUACAAACAAUUUCCAUUACAUCCUUUAUCCUUAACUAUCCUGCUGUAAAUAGCCAGUCUUAGGGCUAUAUACUAUGUGGCCUCAUGAAGCUUAUAGCUACAGCCUUCAUUCUUCCCACAAGUGACUUGCUUAAUGUCUGCUUUGGUGAUAAAACCGACAUGUACCCACCCCUGCUGCAAGGGAGUCCUGCACCUGUGUAGAAAAGUUGAGAGGAGCUCUGAUUUUAUGAUACGUUACAGUUCAAUGGCCUACUGCUUAAGUUCCUUCCAAAACACUGGCUCUAGUUGUGACAUCAGUUGGUUGUCCAAAAAUGGGUUAUAUGUUCACCGAAUGAUUAAAGAAAGACAAACUUCA
Caretta caretta (loggerhead turtle) is the source of this 4514-nucleotide messenger RNA. The record is from RefSeq and is a predicted model, not a curated record. NCBI's taxonomy places the organism in Eukaryota, Metazoa, Chordata, Testudines, Cheloniidae.